Molecule: messenger RNA, 2928 nt
Organism: Scleropages formosus (Asian bonytongue)
Lineage: Eukaryota; Metazoa; Chordata; Actinopteri; Osteoglossiformes; Osteoglossidae
Gene: cdkn1a
Product: cyclin dependent kinase inhibitor 1A
Exons: 3
Coding region: 442-1128 (228 amino acids)
Biological process (GO): signal transduction by p53 class mediator; DNA damage response; negative regulation of cyclin-dependent protein serine/threonine kinase activity
Cellular component (GO): nucleus; cyclin-dependent protein kinase holoenzyme complex
Molecular function (GO): cyclin-dependent protein serine/threonine kinase inhibitor activity
Source: RefSeq, a predicted model, not a curated record
GUAGUACAGCUGGCUGAACAACUUGAAUUGUUCAGUAAAAGCACACUGCUGUAUGGAUUGGUUAAUUACUCAUUUAAGGUGGGGAAAAAAAGAGGAAAGUGAGAAUUAUAAUGCUUCUUACUUCAAACCCAACCGGUGAAAUUCUCUCGCCAGGCUUACAUACAAUGGGGUUUGUACUGGAGCGGAUACGUCGUUUUUUUUCAGCGUAAUGCGCAUGGAAUUGUUACCGUUUAAACUACGCAUAUCUACUGGUUUGCAUGAUGAAGCGAGAGGGCCUUGACUUGUCGUACAGGUGUUACUUUGUAGUCGGUUACUGGAAUAAAGAUGACGUCCUUUUGUUAAGUUCUUGCGAAUUGGCUCCCGUUGACUUGCCGUUGUAGACAGCGACCCCUACAGGCCAUCGGAGGCGCCACGGUUGUGUUUGUGAGGAUUUGCCCCUACAUGUCGUGCUGCGCUGUAGGAUUUGCCCAGGCAUGUAGGAGCCUCGCGCGGAGACGUGACCGCGCAGCGGCGCGAGUCCUGCCCACUGAGGGGAAUUUAAAUAGCCGCGCGCACGUUCCGUCUCGAGAUCUCAGACCUCGGCUCUCCCGGCGACGCGGGCUCGAAGUGAGCGUCACGUCACGUCGCACAAUCAUGUGUAGGAUCAUGCCGAUUGAGAAGCGAGUCCUGGCGGCACUGAGGAGCGGCUCGACCCGGCGGAUUCUCUUCGGUCCCGUGGACCACGAGGGCCUGCGGAGAGAUCACCAGAAGCUUUUGCGGGAUGACCUGGAGGAUGCCUCGCGCCGGUGGGGUUUUGACUUCCUGACAGAUACACCCAUCGAGGGCAGUGAUUUCCAGUGGGAGAGCGUCCCUGUAGCCAAAGUGCCAGUGCUGUACCGUCCUUCCACGGUCAGUGUGGGUGAGCCGCAGAGGCUGGGGGCAGCACCGAAGCCGGCGGUGGAAAGUGUCCAGAGGAGCCGGGAGACUGUCUCAUGUAUUUCUGAGAGCUGCAACAUCCUGUCCCAGAAUGUGGAGAGCGUACCAGAGGUGAAACAGGGUCACGCAGUGAAGAGGAAGCAGACCAACAUUACAGAUUUCUAUCAGGCUAAGAGGAGAGCAGUGAGCACGCCCAGGAAAUCGGGCCAGUGAGAAGAGCGGGGGUUUGCAAAGGGCCCACGGAGCACCAUAGCAACGCCAUGGUGAUACAGCUGCCCCUACCAGGCCCCUCCUCUCGACCCCAGGGCAGGCACCCACACACACCUCUCCAGGAUGGUGUGAAUUGGUGUUUGUGUUCUAAUGGAAAGGAGACCAGCCUUUUUCUGCUGCUUCAUUUGGACACUGGAUGGAGUUCCUUCCCUCGUGUUUGCUAUUGGACCCAGACUUUGAGUGGCUCGUUUAAUGAAUUAUCUGGAGUUAGGUUCCAACCAUGAUACAGGAGGACUACAGCUAUGUUGAUUUGCUUUUUGAACCUGAUGGAAGCUGGCCCUUGUUUCUCAGCUUACGAGUGCUCCAUCAGCAGUGGAUUCAUGUUUAAGUGAAAUUUAGGGUAAAUACCAUUUACAGCCUUUAUUCAUAUGCCUUAUAUGAUGCCUCUGCUGCUAAGUGACUUCAGUAUGACUACAGCAGAGCAUGGACUUUGUUCUCAGCUUUUUGAUAAUCAGUCUCAAGCUUCACUUUCGGAGCUUUCGUUGACAAGACCAUGUAAUUAUUUGAUACUUAGAAGAAACACUUUAUUAAUUAAACAGUUACAAAAUAUAAUUCAAACAGUUACACCGUAUGAAUAUGUUGUACAGAAAGGAAUUUUAGUUUUUCUGCUCAAGUGAUUGCUAAAUACAGAUAUGGAAUUAAUUUAGUAAUUGCUAAAUAAGUAGUUUAAAAUAUGGGCUCCACUGAACUCCUUAGUGAUCCAAGGACUGAAAUUCAUGCAGAGAAAGAAGCUGAGUAAAAGUAAGAAAAGUUUUUUGUCACAUUAUUUGAAAACCUGUACGUCAAAGAAUGGCGGGAUCAUCCGUUGCAAAUAUGAGCCCCAGGAACUUCAUUCCAAAAUCGGUAGAGACUCCUCUUUUUUCCAAAGGUGGAAUCUCAUUUUGGACUGCUUUUAAAGUUAAUUUUUAGGCAGUUUUUACUUCACAGGCCUUUGUUUGUCCAUGUGUUUGUUUAGAAAACACAUCUCAGUGAUUCAUUAUGUGGAAACAUCCUGCUACUGCUUCUUGUGCAGUGUAGACACACAUGUCCUUUUAUCUGUCCAGUCCCGUGUAACGAUGGAUAUUUUCACACCUGUACUGACAUUCACAGAGACCUCCAUUCAAAAGCCUCUGUGGUGUUGCUGUGUUAUGCAGGUCAAGGAAAUGAGAAAUAGAGCGUAAUGGUUUGAUAGAGUGCAGGGAUCAUCUGCAGGAAUGCAGGAACUUUUUGGAUGUAUCUCGCUGGUCAAUUGGCACUUCAACUUUUUUUUUUUUUUUUUUUUUUUGAUACCUCAAAAGUACAAGAGCGAUAUUUUAAGCUCUGGAGUCCUUGCUGCUAACAUUGGUUAAGGGAUUUCACAAGCUUUUGUUAUUAAAGAUUAAUCAAAGCUUAUAGAUACUUGCAGCAUUGCACAUAACUUAAAUAUAAUUAACUAAAUGGAUGUACAGUCAAUUAAAGCCAUAUAUUGAGUAAUUGGCUGAGUCCCAGAUAUUUAUGUACUGUUUAAAUAUCGUAAGCAAAUAAGGCAUACAUACUCUGUAGCAGCUCAAUAUUAACUAGUUUUAACUAAGUAUUUAAACAGUUGUUAGUGCAAAUUCUUUUGGCAUGGAUAAAAUCACCAUAAAAGAUUAGGUUAGACAGGGUUAGAAUGCAUAAGACCUGGUUAGAAUGCCAAGAAAAUACUAUUUCUCCCACAAUGCACUUGCACGCACCUUUUUGCCAAAUUCUUUAAAGUGCACAUGUUGUAUGCGAUACUUUAAAAAG